Molecule: messenger RNA, 303 nt
Organism: Pipistrellus nathusii (Nathusius's pipistrelle)
Lineage: Eukaryota; Metazoa; Chordata; Mammalia; Chiroptera; Vespertilionidae
Source: the annotation of a GenBank genome assembly
AUGGGGCCAAAGAUGGCGGAGGAGGAGUUCCUCAACACAACUCACGAAGCUUUCAAUGUCACCCUCCACACUAGCCUGGUUUUCACUACAAAACUGGUGCUCCCGACCCCUGCCAAGCCCAUCCUCCCCGUGCAGACGGGGGAGCAGCCUCAGCAGGAGGAACAGUCGAGUGGCAUGACCAUUUUCUUCAGCCUCCUUGUUCUAGCUAUCUGCAUCAUAUUGGUGCAUUUACUGAUUCGAUACAGAUUACAUUUCUUGCCAGAGAAUGUUGCUGUUGUUUCCUUAGCAUUUUAUCAUCUUUAA